Molecule: messenger RNA, 1678 nt
Organism: Nicrophorus vespilloides
Lineage: Eukaryota; Metazoa; Arthropoda; Insecta; Coleoptera; Silphidae
Product: isocitrate dehydrogenase [NADP] cytoplasmic-like
Exons: 5
Coding region: 264-1595 (443 amino acids)
Biological process (GO): isocitrate metabolic process
Cellular component (GO): mitochondrion
Molecular function (GO): magnesium ion binding; NAD binding; isocitrate dehydrogenase (NADP+) activity
Source: RefSeq, a predicted model, not a curated record
GAGAUUGUACGUUCGAAAAUACAAAUAUAGACAAAGUAAGAAAGCGGUGAGCGAGAAAGCAAACCUCCUGACUGCAGUCGACUGGUACAGUUCGUACGCUUUCGAACCGACUCGUCCUCCUACAAUUCAUUAAAUAAUCCACGCUUGUUUAUAUCAUAGCUGUACGGGCUGACGAGCAAACCGGGCAACUGCAUUUCAGACCACAAAUAAAAGUAUUUCAUUAAAUAUUCAAGUCUAAUUAGAACCAGCUGGAGCACGUGAAGAUGGCCGGUACCUUAACCAAAUUCUGCAAGACCUUCGGUUCUGGGGCGCAACAAAGGGCGAGCGCAAUUGCCUCAAUUCAACAAAAACGCAACUAUGCCGGAGGUGCACGUGUGGUCGCAAAAAAUCCGGUGGUGGAAAUGGACGGUGAUGAGAUGACGAGAAUUAUCUGGGAAAAAAUUAAGGAAAGACUGAUUUUCCCAUACGUAAAACUCGAAUGUCUUUACUAUGAUCUGGGUUUACCCUACAGAGAUCAAACUGACGAUCAAGUCACUAUCGAUGCGGCCAACGCUAUCUUGAAACAUAAUGUUGGUAUAAAAUGCGCAACAAUUACUCCAGAUGAACAAAGGGUAGAAGAAUUUAAAUUGAAGAAGAUGUGGCUGUCGCCGAAUGGUACUAUUAGGAAUAUCUUAGGUGGAACAGUAUUCAGAGAACCUAUUCUUUGCAAAAACAUUCCAAAACUUGUACCUGGUUGGACCAACUCGAUCAUCAUUGGUCGUCACGCUCACGGUGAUCAAUACAAAGCCAAAGAUUUUCUAGUAACAAAACCUGGCAAAGUUGAAAUUGUUUACACUGCCAACGACGGUGAAGUGCAGAAAUAUGACUUGUUCACUUACAAGGGAUCCGGUGUUGCUCUAGGCAUGUACAACACCGACGAAAGUAUCCGUGCAUUUGCUCAAUCAUCGUUCCAAGUGGCUCUCGCUAGAGGAUGGCCUCUAUAUUUGUCUACCAAGAAUACAAUCUUGAAGAAAUACGAUGGCCGUUUCAAAGAUAUUUUCCAGGAAAUUUAUGAAAAGGAAUACAAAGCAAAAUACGAAGCUAAAAAGAUUUGGUACGAGCAUAGGUUGAUUGAUGAUAUGGUUGCUCAGGGUUUGAAGUCUAGUGGAGGUUUCGUGUGGGCCUGCAAGAACUACGAUGGCGAUGUACAAUCUGAUAUUAUUGCUCAAGGUUACGGAUCACUGGGAAUGAUGACUUCAGUCCUCAUGUGUCCAGAUGGAAAAACCAUCGAAUCCGAAGCUGCGCAUGGAACUGUUACCAGACAUUACAGGCAACACCAAAAGGGACAACAAACUUCAACAAAUCCGGUUGCUUCCAUUUUCGCAUGGACCAGAGGUUUAGAACAUCGUGCAAAGUUGGAUGGAACUCCAGACUUAGCUAAAUUCUCCAAAACGCUAGAACAAGCUUGCAUUGAUUGCGUCGAAGGUGGCAGAAUGACAAAGGAUUUGGCCGCUUCGAUCCAUGGAUUACCUAACGUCAAGGAAGGAAUGUAUCUUAAUACUCAAGAUUUCUUGGAAGCAAUUGCUGAGCAACUAGAGAAAUCUGUAAAGAAAUAAAUGAACGCAGUCGCAAGAUAUUAAACAAUGCAAAACUUAAUUAGUUUUAUAUAAUUUUUUAAAUAAAAUAUUUUUUUAAUGUA